Anoplophora glabripennis (Asian longhorned beetle) is the source of this 2093-nucleotide messenger RNA. Its product is annotated as zinc finger protein 493-like. Lineage: Eukaryota; Metazoa; Arthropoda; Insecta; Coleoptera; Cerambycidae. The record is from RefSeq and is a predicted model, not a curated record. The coding region runs from base 46 to 1869 and encodes 607 amino acids. Gene Ontology annotation, molecular function: DNA-binding transcription factor activity, RNA polymerase II-specific; RNA polymerase II transcription regulatory region sequence-specific DNA binding; zinc ion binding. Gene Ontology annotation, cellular component: nucleus. Gene Ontology annotation, biological process: regulation of transcription by RNA polymerase II. The transcript has 4 exons.
GAUUAUUUCUUUGUUUAAACUUUAGAAUUUUAGAUAAGAAAAGAAAUGCACUCAGGAAACUUGAAAGAAACGUUUUGCCAGCUUUGCCUAAAUAUUAUAAACGAUAGAAGUUACCAAUUAACAGAACAAGACAUAAGAGAAGUCCUAAAAAUUCUUUUACCAACUCUGAAUUUGGAGGAAACAGCUGAACAUUUCAUGUGUGAAGAAUGUUCCAUAAAAUUACAUGCCGCUUUUAAUUUUAAAUUGACGUGUAUGGAUACUGAAGAUGUUAUUUUUUCUCAUAUUAAUGCCAGUAAAAUGUCGGUGGUUGAUUUAGAAGAAGUUUAUUUAAAGGAGAAGGGAAAUAUUCAGUUGGCUGAAAUAUUGGAAAAUCAAAGAAUUUGUCGAUUAUGUAUACAUUUGAUAACUUACGGAUUUGCAUCAUUAAAUGAAAUUGAUAUUGACAUAAUUGGAAUAUAUAUACCACAAGUUAACCUCAAUCUUACCAAUAACCCUGUUAUAUGCGGGUCAUGUUUUGAUUCACUUUAUACACAUGGCAAUUUUUUAAAGAAAUGCCUUGAUGCACAGGAAAAAUACAAAAGUGCUGAUAAAAAAUGUAAUAUUAAAUCUGAAGAGACUGAAAUAAAACUGGAAGAAGGUAGUCAAGAUGGGCAAGAGAAAUUUAAAAGUAUUGAUAAACUGUUUUAUGUUAAAUCUGAAGAUAUUGAAAUAAAGUUAGAGGAAGACGAUAGUAAUUCUUCAUAUAACUUGGACGAUGGAAUAAUUGAAAUCAAAAAGAGGCACAUUUCAGAAGAUGUAGAAGAAAUAAGGGAGGAAUAUAAAUGUGAGACAGGAUUUAACGAUGACUGCACAGUGUCGAUGUUAGUUCACAAUGUUGAAAUACCCAAAGGCCACAUGUCUAGAUUGCAGCAACCUGAACUUUCAUUAGAUACACAAUUAUACCAUGAUUACAAGUUUAAACAGAAUCUGGAAGAGCAUAUGUCGGUACACAAAAGUAUUUUAGACGUGGGAAAGUACAAGUGUGAUACGUGUAGUUUUGAGACUAAACGUAACGAAAAUUUGAAAAGGCAUCAGCUAUUACACAAAGACCCUUUGGAGAUUGAAAUGUACAAUUGUGAUAUGUGCAGUUUUGAAACUAGACACAAGGGCUGCCUGAAGACGCAUCAAUUAAUGCAUGAAGCUUCUUCACAAAUCCAAAUGUACAAGUGUGAUACUUGUACUUACAAAACUAAAUAUAACAGCAACCUACAUAAGCACCAGUUGAUACACAAAGAUUCUACAGAAAUCCAAAUGUAUACGUGUGAUACAUGUAGUUUUAAAACUAAAUAUAAGUGUGCUCUAAACAAGCAUCUGGUAACGCACAAGGACCCCUCAGAAAUGCAAAUGUACAAGUGUGAUAUGUGUAGUUAUGAAACUAAACUUAAAGGUCAUUUGAAAGCACAUCAGUUAGUGCACAAAAAUUCUACAGAGGUCCGAGUGUACAAGUGUGAUACGUGUAGUUUUGAAACUAGAUAUAAGGGCUCUCUGAAGACGCAUCAAUUAACACACAAAAAUUCUCCAAAGAUCCGAAUGUACAAGUGUCAUCUCUGCAGUUUUCAAAGUAGAUAUAAAAACUGUCUGAAUGCGCAUCUAUAUCUGCAUAUGAAAUCUUCAGAAACCCAAAUGUACAAAUGCGACUCUUGUAUUUAUGAAACUAAAGAAAAGAAUGAUCUGAACGCGCAUAAGUUAAUGCAUAAAGACUCUUCGGAAAUGCAAAUGUACAAUAGUGAUUCUUGUACCUAUGAAACUGAACAUCAGCAUCAUCUAAAACGUGAUCAAGUAAUACACAAAGAUCCUUCAGAAAUCCAAGUGUAUAAAUGUGAGUUAUGAAAAGAAUUUGAAAAUCCUCAAUUAAUUCAUGGGAACCCUUCUGCAACAUGACUGAUGAUAAACACUAUGGUAUAUGUCGUCUGUCAAUACAUAAGAAAGCGUCCUGAUAAUUGACACCUUUCAUAAUUUUAUAACUAUACAGGGUGUAUCAUAAUUAAUAUCGCAAAUUAAAACAGCUGUAAGUAUGAAAGUUGUAAAGCAUACAAUUCUACAUAAAAAUGCCC